AUGCACUAUCUCCAACGAAUAUUGGAGGACGCUUGGUUUCGGAAAGAACGCGAUGGAGAUGCUACCCGUUCCAAAAAGAUGUGUCUGAAGGACGAAACGCUUGCUACCAAGGAAAGCAUGAUUCACCCCGGUGAGGACGCCAUCGACAAAGAGAUCGCUAUCGCAUCCGUAUAUUUCACGCUCGACGAACCGUCACAGAUCAAAGCUGCGAGUGUGUUCGUCAAAGUCCUUGCGGAUAUAACUUGCCGGGAGCCCUAUACCGAAGAUGUUAUCACAACCAUAGUCGCAAUAUUGGACGGAAUCGCAUGUGACAAAGAAGAGAAGACUCGAGCUUCAGAUCAUCUGGAGCAAGGUACUCCAGAGAAAUGGGUCUGUAUCUUCCUCGAUGCUUUGGAUGAGUGUCGGGAGGAUGUCAGAGACGAUGUGCUUAAAGGCAUGUGCGAGAUACAAUUGAAGAGCCGCAUUGGGCUUGUCAUGACAAGCAGAACCAAGCUCUGUCAUUGGGAAGUAUACUUCAGACACAACCUCGAGACAAUUGAACUAUGCGCACUUGAAGCCGACAUCAGAACAUAUCUUCGACGACGUCUCAAUACAUAUGUGGCACAAUGGGCACAAGACACAUCUUGCCGGCAGAGGUUGAUAGACACGAUAAUCGCAGAGUCGAACAAGAUGUGUGCAUUCUUCCCCCCAAGACUGACAAGUGCUAACGCGUAA
Messenger RNA from Alternaria arbusti, 714 nucleotides. RefSeq lists its product as uncharacterized. Lineage: Eukaryota; Fungi; Ascomycota; Dothideomycetes; Pleosporales; Pleosporaceae. The coding region runs from base 1 to 714 and encodes 237 amino acids. The transcript has 2 exons. The record is from RefSeq and is a predicted model, not a curated record.